AUGUCCCUCGACCAAGUCAACCAGGGGAAAGCCGUUGACUCCUAUGUCAAGAAGCAUCUCCUCCAUGAGGACAAAGGCUUGGAAAAUGCCUAUGCAAACAGCGCAAAGCAAGGUCUUCCGAUGAUUGCAGUCUCGGAGAUGCAAGGAAAAUUCGCCUCAAUGCUCACAACCAUCGGAUCAGCACGCAACGUCCUUGAGAUUGGCACUUUAGGGGGGUUCUCUACCAUCUGGUUCGCACGAGCCAUGAAAGGACGUGGAAAAGUAACCAGCAUCGAAGUAAUACCGCACCACCGUGAUGUCGCAAUUGAUAACUUGCGGGCUGCGGGGGUCCAAGUCCCCGAAGAGGUCGACAUCCUCCUCGGAGCAGCACUGAAUAUUCUGCCAAAGCUCGCAGAGGAGAUUGAGAAAGGAGCAAGAGAGCCCUUUGACUUUGUUUUCAUCGACGCUGACUGGGAUAACCAGUGGAGUUAUUUUGACUUCGGAGUCAAGUUGUCCAAGGGUAAAGGUGCUGUUAUUUACGUUGACAAUGCGGUGCGCAAUAUGUUGGAGAGUGGCAUUGUUGGAGAUGCUGAACGUGACGAAAAAGCUGUUGAUGUUGUGGCUAAUGUUGGGGCGGAUGACCGCGUCGAUGCUGUUGUUAUGCAAACAGUGGGAUCGAAGAACCACGAUGGGUUCCUGCUUGCUGUUGUGAAAUAG
Messenger RNA from Penicillium pulvis, 696 nucleotides. RefSeq names its product O-methyltransferase. The coding region runs from base 1 to 696 and encodes 231 amino acids. NCBI's taxonomy places the organism in Eukaryota, Fungi, Ascomycota, Eurotiomycetes, Eurotiales, Aspergillaceae. The record is from RefSeq and is a predicted model, not a curated record. Gene Ontology annotation, molecular function: S-adenosylmethionine-dependent methyltransferase activity; O-methyltransferase activity. The transcript has a single exon.